AUGUGCAGAGAGUUGCACUGCAGAGAGAUUAACAAGGAUCCGGAACAUUGUUCACCGGAAGUUGCGCAGCAGAGAGCUGCAGAGAGAUCAGUUAUAGUAUAUUCUAUAUACAAUUUGACGAGACCUAGCAUGCUGUUGGCAUUCAUUGGCGUUGUUAUUAGAAAUGUUGCUGGCACUAUUGGUAUUUGGAGAUGCCCUGUUAGGGUUCGAGUUGGUGUUCGCAGUGGUAUUGGCGUUGUUAUUAAAAAUGUUGCCAGCACUGUUUGCAGUGGUAUUGGCGUUGUCAUUAGAAAUGUUGCUGGCACUGUUCGCAGUGGCAUUGGCGUUGUUAUUAGAAAUGUUGCCAGCACUGUUCGCAGUGGCAUUGGCGUUGUUAUUAGAAAUGUUGCCAGCACUGUUCGCAGUGGCAUUAGUGUUGUUAUUAGAAAUGUUGCUGGCACUAUAGGUUGCGGUUGCUCACUAUUGGUAUUUGGAGAUGCCCCUGCAAGGCUAAUCAUGAAACUCACAGUCAGAAGCAAUAAUCCAGGCCUAGAAUGUCAAGCUUGGGUAAGAGGGGAAGUUGAGCGCUCUCCAGAUUCAGACCCUGAAUGGCCAACUACUGAACUGGUCAAGGAAUCAACAAACCCAUAUGUUCGUAUGGACAUGGGGCUUCUGCGCACACGCCAGCAAGGCCAUACCGUGGAGUCCAUUCAUGACGCCAUGCUUGAACUUCGCGAAAUGUACCCCAAGGCCGGCAUGAGAGAAAUAAUUAGCUUACUACACCACGAGGAGGGUAUGAGUGUAUCAAGGAGGCGCUUUUGGGCUGCCGGAGUAAAUGACAUAGUUGCAGUGGACCAGCAUGACAAAUGGCUGCAGUUCGGUCUAGCAUUGCACACCGGAAUCGAACCUUUCUCUGGUCUCAUCAUGUGGAUGCAAGUUUGGCAUUCCAAUCGAAAUCUGCAGCUCAUUCUGAGCUACUAUCUAGAUACUAUUGAGAACCUUGGUUGUGAAUAUGCCCUUGGUUACACAGAGCGACCCUGGGACCAAAAAUUUUGGGAUCGCCAAUGGCCACACCAUGUUGCAUCAAUGCAUCGCUGGAUGCGAACCAAGAAAAAUGUCAUGCCGGAGAUUGCGUGGUCGCAACUGCGACGUCGAUUCACUCCAGGUUUUGAGUCCCUGCUGGACCACGGAGUCGAACAGGACUGGUAUGACAGUGAUAAUACACUUCAAGUAAUGGUCUUUCAAUGGGUCUUCAUCCCAUGGUUGCAGCGUGAAUUAGACUCUUACCAGGACUGGAUCAAUCAUACCGCCAAAAGGUGUGAUCGCAACAAGGUACUGCCACAUGGAAUCCCAGAACUUAUCUAUCGGUCCACUGAAGACUUUGGUGCCCUUGACUUCAAGAUCAAGAUAGAGAAGGCCACUGUGGAUCAUGUGCGAGCGACGUACAUCAAACCUGGACACCCUGUGUUCGAUCUCGUGCCCAGUGACCUUGGAGACACUCUCCAGAUGUGCUAUGAAUGUUUGGGACAUCCUGUCGUCAAUCGCAAAUCAGCUUGGACAGUGUAUCUAGGACUGCUUCAUAUAUUUUCUACCCUCAUUGAAACACGACCCCAGAUGCCGCUCCCUGACAGUAUUGAAGGAGAUGAAGAAUUGCUGCUCCUUCAGGAGCAUCGAGACCUGCCAUUUCAUGAAGAGACUAAUGGGUAUUAUUAUAUGGGUGGCGUUCGUGGAGGACUUGGACUAGAUGAUGGUCAUCAUCAAUUGCUCAAUGACCUUACUCACAAAGACGAACCAGAUGUCCCUCAUGAGGCUGACAAUGCCGGUCUUGUUGUUUGGGAAUUUUCGGACGAAGAAGCAGGUGCAAUGGACGAGUGGUGA
Suillus fuscotomentosus is the source of this 1857-nucleotide messenger RNA. RefSeq lists its product as uncharacterized. NCBI's taxonomy places the organism in Eukaryota, Fungi, Basidiomycota, Agaricomycetes, Boletales, Suillaceae. The transcript is spliced from 11 exons. The record is from RefSeq and is a predicted model, not a curated record. Bases 1 to 1857 code for a protein of 618 amino acids.